This is a messenger RNA of Bursaphelenchus okinawaensis, 2829 nucleotides long. NCBI's taxonomy places the organism in Eukaryota, Metazoa, Nematoda, Chromadorea, Rhabditida, Aphelenchoididae. The record is from the annotation of a GenBank genome assembly.
AUGCGGAUAUUACUCUUGGCGGCGCUUCUGCCGCUGAUAUCUGCUGUUAACAUCGAAUGCUUGAACAACAAAACUCAAUGGUUGACUACAGAUCUCCCCAAGAAUUUGGCUCUUCCCGCCAAUUAUUCUGUAAUUAUUUUACCUUCGUUUUUAUGAUUUAGGGGAACUUGUCUAUGUUUAAUGGUUUCUUCAGUACAUUCAGUAUGAAUGAUGUUUAAGUCAUAUUGAAGGUCCUGAAUCUUUUAAAAACGGCUUUUCAAGUUUUCGUUACAGGCCGUUGUUACAUUUGUGGCUCGAAAUACGAACACAUCUAUUCGAUUUACGGAAAGAGCUGUUAACGGUGUAAGGCAUAUUGAGAGGACCCAGAAAGGCCAAGAUGUGCAACAUUACAUUAUCAAGGAUAAUGUUACAACAUUAUUUACUAGUAGGUUUUUACGACAAUUCUAUUUGGAAUUAAAAUUUAAUUGACUGUUUAUUCAACCUAUCAUCCUAUAUUAUAUAUAAUAUUAUGUUACGUAUCUAGCAACUGUUUUCAGAAUCCAAGUGUUCUCGAGGAAACUUGGACGUAGCCAAAGAUAUUUACCCUUUCCCUGCAGUCUUUGCUGACGUUUUCAAAAACUUGACCAAUAUUCAAGAUAUUGUUUCAAGUAUUCUGGGAACACCGUAUAAUAAUCAGAAGGACACAGCAGUGGUUCAAGUUGAUGGCUUUCCUGCUGUAAAAUGGCUUGGCUGUGUGAAUCGUACUGAUAAGAGAGAUGCAGUCGAAAUCAGAGUGAACUUUGUUGGCGAAGACACUGUUCAACCACCAUUUGAUGUGGAAAACUCAUGGCCACAAGCUUUGAAUAUUCAGUUCAUCAGCUACAAUUAUUCUGGUAAGGUUUUGAUGAGUUAGUUUAUAUUAAAAUCAAAUUUUGACUAUAUUAUUUGGGUUUAAUUUUUGAUUCUCGGCUUACUUUUAAACUUUGUCUUGCAGUAGUGAAUGACACAGUGAAUCCAGAAGUGAAAGAAGACCUGACCGUCUCCAUAUUGGUGUUGAAGAAGAUCGACAAUUCAGAAAUAAAGUCAAUGCUGAAGACUCCAGAUGGCGUUUUCUGCGAAAACACAACCCCAGCCAAGCUACCGGCUGGUCUUCCCCCUAAAUUCGAAGCUGAUCUAACUUAUGUUGAUGUAGAAAACAAGUUGAUCAACACAGCUGAAUUGAUGUACGAUGAAGACAAUCGUAUCUUGGCAUUUGGUUUAGAUUUCAACGCUGACAGCGACAUUCCGUAUGUUCAGAAUUCGAAUACUACAACCUCCAAGUCAUUGGGGAAAGCGAAGAUCUUUUUGGAUUUUAAAUCUGGUUUUGAAUAUGUUUUAAGUAAGGAUGGCAGAGCAUGCAAAGCUGUUAAUGCUAUUGAGAAGGAAUGGGCAUCCGUCGAAGAGAAGGAUGGUAAAAUUGGAUUGAAGAAACCGAACGAUGUGUUCUUUAAUCAGGACGAGAAAGAUGUUUAUAAGGAUGAAGAUGUAGGUCAUUUUUUACGUUUUGGCCUUGUAUUAGGUUGUUCAAAUAAUUGUGCGCCUCCUUUUAAAACAUAUUUUGGGGUUAAAGGCCACAGAAUUUUUGGAACAACCUAAUAGUUGUGUAUAAAAUGAUUAUUUAAAUUAAUAAGUUUAAAAAUAAAAAACAUUUAAUCAUAAAAAUUAAAAUUUUAGGUUAUACAAGAAGGAGUGACAUACGACAAAUAUGUGGUCAAGAAAUACAAUAACGACACAAAGGAAAACAUUACGGCGGAAUACUUGUUCUACAACAAAGACUUUAAGUUGGAAGGUGGUUCAGUAAACUUGAUUUAUUCCAUCAAACAAUAUCAUCAGAACGAAAAGAAUGAGACCAAAACAAGCAUUAUUUACUUUAAUCAAAUCCGCAACAACACUUUAAUCGGCACAUCAUGGUCGAAACACACUGUAUUCCCAUGCCUUGCUGAUGGCAAAUCGGACAACUUUUUCUACUUGAAGCUGGUCAAUAAGUCAUUGCCGGAUUUGCAAAAGAUUGGCUACGAAAACGUGGAAAGUGCGUUGGCUGAAGCCAUCUCAAAAACAGCCAAUAUUUCUGUCUUGAGGAUCUCACAAUUCUUACUGAAACAACUGAAUACUCAACUGAUGGCUGGCUUCUUGUUGGGCGAAAAGAAUCCUAUGGACCCGGCUAACACUACCGAUUUGAUUGUGAGUUUUGGUUGAGGGGGAUAUUGAUGUUGUAGGAUAGGAAGGUUGAUUUUAAAGGUUUCGAGAUAUCUUUGGUGUAUCUAUGCUUAAAUUCAAGUGUAUAUUCAAUACUUUAGGUUUAUAAAGCAGAAAGUAUUUAUGGUUUUACUAUGAGCUAGCUGAUUUUAAAAUUAAUUAUUGGAUUGAAUUGUUGAUGAUAUUGUUCAUUUAUUGGUUUCAGGUUGAGAAGAACGUUACUGAAGUAAGAAACUUGUUAAAUGGUACUCUUCAAACUCAACAAAUUAAUGUGAAUAUUGUUACUGACGAUCAUAAAACUCAGGUGAGCUUAUAACUACUAUUAAAAAUUAAAAAUGAUAUAAAUGUUUUAGAACGACACAUAUAAUUUACGUAGAGCGUUUUGAAAAUAUUGUAUUAAUGUUUCAGACUGUUUCCGUAAACGGAUUUGGAGUGUUAUCGACGGCCGACGAUCACCCCUUCCCUCCACCGAGCUAUAACGGAUACACGGGAGGAUCCAUGUUUAUUUUGGGCUUGUUCGCUUUCAUCUUUGGAGUGGGCAUUGCGGUGGGAUCGUACGUCUUCUACACGAAGCGACAAGGAAUCCGUGGUAUCGCGUAUCAAGUGUUCGAAUAA